CUGUUGGUUGAAUGGUAAGUCGCAGCCCUGCGCCAGCUCACACAAGGCUCUUUUUUGUUGUCUACCGCAACAAAACCACUAUUUUCUUUCUUCUGAAACCGAAGACUGGACUCAGAAGCUCCGCAGUGCAGGGAUGGCGAAAUUAAAGCUAAUAUCUGUUACAGACACCCAGUUUCCCAUGUCAUUGCUGGAGUCCAUCAGUGAGCAGCGACACAACGGAUUAUUUUGUGAUGUGACCAUCAUCGUUCAGGACCGCAAGUUUAGGGCACACAAGACAAUGUUAUCCGCAUCCAGCACUUACUUUCGACAGCUUUUUUCCGUUGCGGGACAAGUCAUUGAGCUGAAUUUCAUCAAGUCAGACAUAUUUGAAAUAAUCCUGAAUUACAUAUACAGCUCAAAACUAGUCAGAAUUCGAUCUGACAAACUGGAUGAUCUGAUCAGUGCUGGCCAGAUCUUGGGCGUCAAGUUCAUUGCCAAUCUUGCAACACCGCUAUCACAGGUCAGGGGUUUACCUGGCUUGUCAAAAGAAGGCGAGAGUGGCAAUAUUGGCUCCACUGAGAAGAAUGAGUCUGGGACAGAGAACAUGCCCAUCAUCACUGAAUCAUUCUCGUUGUCUGCUGAGGAGUUUGGAAUGACGGGCAGCAGCGCUGGGAAAGAUGACACGGACAGCGACGAUGUCCUGUUUGUCUCGCAGGUGGAAGCCCCGAAAGCUCAGAAGACCAAGCCACCUCACAGUACGGAUGCUGAAGAAGAACCUGAGGCGAAAAAACAAAAAGUCUCCAGCGAAGAAUGGGUGAACGUGGACCAAUCUAAGAAAUCCAAGGAGCUUUCCUCUAAGGGUGUAGCAGAGGUUGGUACAGUUCAAAAUCACCUUCAACCCAAGCGAGAGCCAACACCUCUCGCCAGCCCGCCCAUGAUGUCUCCAGAGUCCAGCAGCAGUGUUCCCACUUCUCCUGCGAGAUCCUCAUCACACAGUGCACCUUCCACCCCAGCACAUGUGAACAGUUUCAUGGCCAAAGCACACAAUUCCUCUCUUUCUCCAGAAGCUAAUGAAGUGUUCGGCGUUCAGAAGAAGAAGGUCUUGAUGGAGCUUUCACCAGACCAGCCUGGCAAAAUAAAACUGUCAGAUGUUAGGCCGGCUUUCAGCACUAAUAACGGGCCUGGAAUGGACGCCACUCCAAACGUAUCCACCAAAAAGACGAUAACGUUAGACAAAGCCUCAGAAAUUGAUUCGCUUUCACCAGGAUGUAAGGUUUAUGCUAACAUAGGGGAGAACACCUAUGAUAUUGUUCCUGUCCGAGAGGACGCAGGUGAAGGAGACUCGAGAGCAGGUCCUGGACGAAAACCACAGACAUCUCCGAACAGUACGAGCAGUGUGUCGAGCAGCACGGCCAAAGGCAAAAAGAAGGCCAAGACGGAGCAGGAGGAUCACUAUGAGCUCAUCAUGGACGGCAAGACAUUUUACGUAUGCGCCGUGUGCAAGCGUCCCUACGUGUGCCUGACGAGUCUCAGGCGCCAUUUCAACACACACUCCUGGGAGAGGAAGUACCCGUGUCGGUACUGCGACAAGGUCUUCGCCCUGGCGGAGUACAGAACCAAACACGAGAUUACGCACACAGGAGAGCGGCGUUAUCAGUGCUUGGUGUGUAAUGAGAUGUUCCUCAACUACCAGCUGUUGUCUUCUCACUGUAAACAAGCUCACAAUCAAGAUCCCUCAGGCAGGAAGCAGAAGGACGACACAGACAACAACCUGUAUCGCCUUCUUCCCUGUAAAACUCUGCAGUUCAAGCCGUACUCCUUCGUCUCUGAGGAAGCGGGGGGCAUUCCGGUCAUCAACGAGGACGGACUUGUCCAGCACAUAAACCCUGGCAAAGCCCACUUCAUGAACCAGGGGGUCCCUCCUGGCGAAAGCAAAAUGUUGAACUGGGACGACGUCUUCGUCGAGCCGGAGGCGCACACGCGCCCGGGUGCUCACGCUCGCCCGGGUCCACCGCCUCGACCCGGAGGCCAAAUGAACGUGGAGAACGCGACGACAGAGUUCGAAUUUGUCAUACCAGAGACAUACUGAGUAGACAUGGACGUACAGACUUUGGUGCCUUUUAUGUUCAGGGCUAAAUUAAUUGUGUUAUGAAAUUUAAUUGGCUAAAGAAAGGCCAAUAUGGUCAUUAACAGAAGCCUGAACCCCAGUUAAAAAAAAAAGUGAGAAUAUGAGUGAAAUUUUAAGGUGCUUUUUUGGGAGGGCUAUGGUGGGGUGGGGACGGGUUUGUAAGAAUCAUGUAUUUGUUCGAAUUGUUAGUACUUAUGUCAGUUGUGCUUCGUAAGAGCACAAAAAAAAAUAAUGGAACAACAGUUCUUCUUUACCUUCCUUGUCUUUAAAGGUACAAUAUCUUAGUUUUCAUUAAAUAUUUGUAUCAUGAAUAUCAACCAAGAUUAAUAUUACCUAACAAUAGGAAUAAUUAUUGUUGAAUCUUAUAUAGUGGCAUGUUGUGAUGGCACAAGGCAGUUUCUUGUGAUUUGCCUUCAGAAAGCGUCAGUAAAAGAUAAUUUAGGGUGUUUUCAGACCUGCACCUUUUAGUCUGGUUAAACCGGUUCGUUUCACCUUGAUGCAGUUUGUUAGGGCAGGUGUGAAUAAAUGACUAUUCAAUUGCUCUCAGAUGCUGGACCAAAUGAACUGUUGUAGGUGUAGUUUAUGGUAUAUUAUUUUACCAAUAUACUACAUUUACUACAGCUAUGAACAAGUGUCAUCUCAUCUGCCAUUGCUCAAUGCAUUUUUCUUUUUUAUUUAUCACUAUAUUUUCCUACUCCCUCCCCAAACAGGUCUGACCAAAUGGCAGAAAGUACAUAUAUCUCAUAUGGUUUGUUGUGAUGCAUUUUGGUGCACUUAUUUCUUUUCUUGUAUGAAAACAAACCAAACCAAAUUAAUGGAGAACUGUUCAAAUUUAAAAAAAAAAAAAAAAAGUUAAAUAAUAUGGACCAGACCAACCCAAACUAAUUCUAAGUGUGAAAACACCCUCAAAGUAAACUGACUGACCUGUAAAAAUUAAACCUAUGUAUUGUACCUUUAAUGAAUGAUUUUGGCUAGAGCUGUUGAAGGCUGAAGCAUGAGUAGGUUCAAUAGGAUGAGUUUGGGAACAAAUAUGGACUUCACUCCAGUUUUGUUUUUAAAUCAUGCUAUAGUUUGAUACUGUUCAACACAUUCAUUAGGAACAUUAAUUAUCAUAAGAUUAUGUCACUGUGUUCAUUCAGCAAUUAAUUCAGAUUCAAAUCGAUCGUUCCCAGCUGGUGUUAGUUCUUGUAACUUAGGUUAGUGUAUAGAUUUGGUGCUUUUCUCAUGAGGAGGCUGUAUGGAAAGGUAAAAAUGAUGUUUUAUGUAAUGAGGACUCAACAAAAGUGAAUGACGGUAAAUAUUUAACAGAUUUAUUUACAGCCUUCAGCGGAUAAAACUGCUAAUAUUACACAAUCAUCUCAUGACCAACAAAAGACAUUAAAUAUAUACAGUACUGUGCAAAUUUCUACCAUCCUCAAGAACUUUCACUUCAGUAUGAUUCCCGUGGCUUGAACAGGGAUUGAAUAUGAAGAUUCAGCACUCACCAGGAUAAAAUUACGGUUUCAUAUCUCAUGUUUUGUAUAAUUUAAUUAUGUUAUUUUUGUUUUUCUGGCACAAUAGUAAUAGAUCAGUUUACAUCACCAGUAAAGGAUCUGAGGCAUACAGGGGCAAAUUCUGUAUUUAUGUUUUUUGUAUUUCUUUUGUAAGAGGAAAGAUGGAAUAAAUCUGUGAAUGUAUUUUGGUAAUGUGUCCAAGAUUGAGGAGGUUGUUGGGAAUUGUAAAAUUGUACAAUUUUUAAUUUAUAUGCUGGCCAUAUAUGCUGUGCCCAUUCCCAUCGGAAGCGCAGUUAGUAAUUUUGGAAGCAACAUUGCGUGCCUCUACUGAACAGUGAAGUAUCCAAGCCAAGGAUUGCGUUGUAAGAGUGAUGUAAAGGAUCUUGGUUUUUCAUUUACAUGUUGUCUGUGUUUUGUACCUUUCUUUUCAUACACACACAUAUAUAAGUAUUCCAUUGUAGUCUUGUCAGUAGCUGAACUGUUUUGGACAGUAGGAUGUGACUGUGAUCUCCUCAGUGAGAAAGUGAGUGCUCUAACAGUUGUUAAUCAUGGAUAUAUAUAUAUUUUUUGUACUACUAAAGACCUUCAUUUUAACAGUCUUUCUUUUGUUUGGAACCAUAUUUAUUAGGUCUCAGUGCUGUACAAAGUGAAAUAAAACUCCAUAGAGUACCUUC
Molecule: messenger RNA, 4274 nt
Organism: Astyanax mexicanus (Mexican tetra)
Lineage: Eukaryota; Metazoa; Chordata; Actinopteri; Characiformes; Acestrorhamphidae
Gene: zbtb33
Product: zinc finger and BTB domain containing 33
Exons: 2
Coding region: 134-2068 (644 amino acids)
Biological process (GO): regulation of transcription by RNA polymerase II
Cellular component (GO): nucleus
Molecular function (GO): RNA polymerase II cis-regulatory region sequence-specific DNA binding; DNA-binding transcription factor activity, RNA polymerase II-specific; protein binding
Source: RefSeq, a predicted model, not a curated record